Hemiscyllium ocellatum (epaulette shark) is the source of this 534-nucleotide messenger RNA. RefSeq names its product EF-hand calcium-binding domain-containing protein 10 (gene efcab10). The transcript has 4 exons. NCBI's taxonomy places the organism in Eukaryota, Metazoa, Chordata, Chondrichthyes, Orectolobiformes, Hemiscylliidae. Gene Ontology annotation, molecular function: calcium ion binding. The record is from RefSeq and is a predicted model, not a curated record. Bases 4 to 408 code for a protein of 134 amino acids.
GACAUGGCGUCCCCUCUGGAGCGGGAGGCGGCCGAGUACCUGACGGAACAUCAGAUCCUGGAGCUGCUCGACAACCUGGUCAGCAUGUUGCUGUACGAGCGGCCAGCAAAGCCAUUGGAGUUUUUAGUACAGCAACUGGAAAAACUGAAGACUGCCAGAGACACUAAGAAGGACUAUCCUUCCUUGUUUGAUGAAUCAAAUUUAGAUGCUGUGUUUGGGAUUUUAGAUCCUACAAAGCAAGGACACGUAACUUUGAGGCAGUAUAGAGAAGCUUUGAAAACCCUAGGAAUAAAGGAUUUUGAAAUAGACCCGAAGGGUGCUGAAGAUGAUAAAAUAACUCUGGAAACAUUCAAAAGAGAGGCGAAAGUUGGAUUAAUGAACACUUGUGCCACAUUCAAAACUGUUUAAAGUUGAGCAGCUUAUUUUGUCUCCAUUGACUUGUAGAUUUACUAGUGACUAUUUGGAUAGCAGCAACAGGCAUGCAUCUGAACAUGCUUAGUGUAUGAAAAAUGUAGCCAGAUAGUUUUGUUACAU